AUGACGGACGCGAACCAGCUCCCGUUCGAAGGCUUGGGGCGAAGGCUUGGAUCCAAGGCUUGGGGCGAAGGCUUGGGUCUCCUAGGGCGGCUCCCGUUCGAAGUCCUCGCGAACGGCGUCUUCGCGACGCUGGACGACACCGAGGUCGCGGUGUUCGCGCGGACGAGCGGCGGGUGUUUGAAUCUCGCGAAGCGCGCCCGGCGCAGGCUCAGGCUCAGGUACAUGAACAAGGAGAACUUCGUUCACUCCGUCGAGAGGCUGCGGUGGGCGAAAGAGUCCCUCGGGCUGGAGUGGGACGAGCACUUAACCAGCCUCGCCGCGGGAAGCGGAAAUCUCGAGGUCUUGCAGUGGGCAUGGGAGAACAGUUGUCCUAUCUGCGCGGGAGCUACAUCCAACGCCGCCGGGCAAGGCCGUCUCGAAGUCUUGAAGUGGCUACGGACAGCGAAGACGCACCCGGGGGCGCUCACGAAUACGAACGACGGGAAGUGUCCUUGGAGCGCUAGAUCCUGCGCCUUAUCUGCUGAGGGCGGGCACUUCGAGGUGUUGAAAUGGCUGCGUGCGAAUGGAUGUCCGUGGGACGCUUCGACGUGCAGCGGUUCGGCGAAAGCGGGCUCCCUAGACAUGUUGCAGUGGGCGCGGGAACACGGUUGCGAAUGGAGUGCGCGAACCGUAAACGACGCCAUCAGCGGAAAGAGUGUCGAAGUUUUAAAAUGGGCGGUGUUGAACGGCUGCCCUUGGGAUGACAGUUCGUGCCAGAUGAUUGCAGAGUUGUCGAGCGGUGGUAUCGAAAUGAUGACGUGGGCGCGCGAACACGGGUGUCCGUGGGGUAGAAUCGAUAUCUGGGGCGCAACCGAAAGAGCCGCUUGCCGCCGGGAUAUCGAAAUGUUGACGUGGCUUCGCGAGCGUGGGUGCCCGUGGAGUCGUGAUACUUUCGGAGGGGUUUCGUCGAAGUGGCAUCCGAAUCCGAAAGACAUAGUCAUCGUGGAUGGAACAACAAAAAUCGAGAUGUUUGAAUAUUUACGCGCAAACGGAUGCCCUUGGACUGCGAAUGCUGCCAAGCACGCUGCCGAAAUCGACGACUUUGAAGCUUUGAAGUGGUUCCACAACGCGGGGUAUCCUUUCUCUUUUUGGGCUUGCACGGCGGCAGCCGGGCGAGGUAAUCUUGAGGUGCUCAGAUGGUUACACGAGCACGGUAAACCGUGGAACUGGACGUGCUGCGCUUUCGCAGCAGGAUGCUCAUCAUUAGAAGUCUCCGAGGACGAACGCAUCGAGGUUCUGAAAUACGCACUCGACAACGGCGCAGUCUUUAACUACAGAGCAUGUUCUCACGCCGCGUAUCACGGGAACCUAGAGGUGUUGAAGUUCUUACGAUCGCGUGGGUGCGAUUGGAACGAGGAUACGUGUGCGUACGCCACACAUCAGUGUAACUUACACGUGUUGAAGUGGGCACGAGAACACGGAUGCCCGUGGGAUCACAGGAUUCUUCACUACGCCGUGGACAGUUUGAGAACCGAAAACAAACGGGAGUUGCUCGCGUGGGUACUGACGAACGGGUGCAUCCUGGCAAAUUUAGGAGAAAGCAGAAUCUACUACGAAGUGAUAGAAGAAGAUAGCGACUUUGGAUAUCUCGACAGCGAAGAGGAGUACGACAUUUCCAGCGACGAAGACAGCGAUGACGACAGCGAUGACGACAACUCGCUCGACUUUGAUCUAUUCGAUUAG
Messenger RNA from Micromonas pusilla CCMP1545, 1722 nucleotides. RefSeq lists its product as uncharacterized. The transcript has a single exon. NCBI's taxonomy places the organism in Eukaryota, Viridiplantae, Chlorophyta, Mamiellophyceae, Mamiellales, Mamiellaceae. The record is from RefSeq and is a predicted model, not a curated record. Bases 1 to 1722 code for a protein of 573 amino acids.